Messenger RNA from Aspergillus bombycis, 1092 nucleotides. RefSeq names its product H(+)-transporting V0 sector ATPase subunit d. The transcript has 4 exons. The coding region runs from base 1 to 1092 and encodes 363 amino acids. Gene Ontology annotation, cellular component: proton-transporting V-type ATPase, V0 domain; vacuolar proton-transporting V-type ATPase complex; fungal-type vacuole membrane. Gene Ontology annotation, biological process: vacuolar transport; proton transmembrane transport; vacuolar acidification. Gene Ontology annotation, molecular function: proton-transporting ATPase activity, rotational mechanism. Lineage: Eukaryota; Fungi; Ascomycota; Eurotiomycetes; Eurotiales; Aspergillaceae. The record is from RefSeq and is a predicted model, not a curated record.
AUGGAGGGUCUCUUCUUUAACGUUAACAGCGGCUAUGUUGAGGGCAUUGUCCGAGGGUAUCGGAACAGCCUCCUCACCAGCCAGCACUACAACAACCUGACCCAAUGCGAAACUAUAGAUGUACUGGCUGCAGAUGUCAAACUCCAGCUCGCCCCCGCAUAUGGGGACUUCCUCGCCGCGCUUCCUCCCAACCCCUCUACCUCAGCCCUUGCCGGCAAGAUGACGGAUAAGCUGGUCGCUGAAUUCCGCUAUGUACUCACCCAAGCCACAGGGUCGACGGCCAGAUUUCUCGAGUACUUGACUUACGGCUAUAUGAUCGAUAAUAUUGCUCUUCUUAUUACCGGUACUUUACAUGAACGUGAUACCCGUGAGCUUCUGGAGCGAUGCCACCCCUUGGGCUGGUUCGAGACCUUGCCCGUACUGUGUGUGGCCACGAAUAUCGAGGAACUUUAUAACUCUGUCUUGAUUGAAACACCGUUGGCCGGCUACUUCAAGGGCAGCCUCAGCCACCAGGAUCUGGACGAAUUGAACAUCGAGAUCGUGCGCAACACCCUCUACAAAAACUACCUCGAGGACUUUUACCAGUUCGUGAACACGCACCCAGAUUUCAAGGGCACACCUACACAAGAGGUCAUGUCUGAACUUCUAGAGUUCGAGGCAGAUCGCCGUGCGAUCAAUAUCACCUUGAACUCGUUUGGCACAGAGCUUUCGAAGCAGGAACGGAGAAAGCUGUACCCGGAGUUCGGUAAACUCUACCCUGAGGGCUCAUUGAUGCUUUCACGGGCUGAAGAUCUGGAGUCCGUGUCGCUUGCUGUCAGCAUAUCGGCUGACUACAAGGCCUUCUUUGAUGCUGUGGGCAUUACCCAGGGUGCAGGCUUCGGUGGUGGUUCGGAUGGAAAGAGUCUCGAGGACAUGUUCUACCAAAAGGAAAUGGAAAUGUCAAAGGUCGUCUUCACCCGGCAGUUUACCCCGGCGGUAGUGUAUGCAUGGAUGAGGUUGAAAGAGCAGGAAAUCCGAAAUGUUACGUGGAUCGCGGAGUGCAUUGCGCAGCACCAGAAAGAGCGGAUUGGCAACUUCAUCUCUGUCUUCUAA